Yamadazyma tenuis ATCC 10573 is the source of this 2164-nucleotide messenger RNA. The record is from RefSeq and is a predicted model, not a curated record. NCBI's taxonomy places the organism in Eukaryota, Fungi, Ascomycota, Pichiomycetes, Serinales, Debaryomycetaceae.
ACAUUUCAUCUAAGGGGUAUUAGAUUCACCAUGGCUACAGACGCUACCACCACGGAGUUGCCCCAAAACUGCCUGUUUCUGUUCUCCAAAAAACCGAUCGACUCACCGCUGCCUCUCCAGCUCCGUUCCACCAUCUCCAAUAUCCUACCGGUAACAAGCCCUAAACAGGAACCUCAACACAACUCAGUGAUAGAGCAAGUCUCUACAAACGUGCCACCAUCACCUAUCAGCCUGGGCACAAAGUCUCACCUUAACAACAUCAACUACGAUGACCAGAUCAGAGCCCCCCGUUUUAACUUGUUCAACCAGGUGAACGUGUCCACAGAUGGGAUCAACCGCCUGUUUUCCUUGAGUCUAUCCACAAAACCCCUGACAACAAGCGUCCAAUCCCAGGGUGAAGAGCCCACCGCCUCCGACCUGGUGUCGAACUCGGUGUACGUACCAGCAAAUUUUGACCUUCAUAACUACACUUACGCCACCUCCGUCGUGGAUGAUGCUGCUUCCAAUUCCUCAAAGGCUAACCUCACCGAUGCCCUCAAUAACCUCAACGACAACUUGACGAGUUUCGAACGCGAGGACCACGACGAGACUGAGGACCCCAACCCGCCACCUCCCAACCCGAACGCUUCGUUUGUGAAGCCCGUUUACAAAUACAAAAAGCCUCUCAGCAUCCCAGCGGUGUUACGGCCACCAAACGAGGUGGAGCUGGGCUCCUCCUCCACCUCGUCGUCGCUGACGCCUGUCAACUUCAAGGUAGACUUGAGCAACUCAGACACCCUCACACAGCUGCAGCUUUUUAACCCUCAGUUGUUUGAAGGAGAGGUAAAUGAGCCCAUAGAGCCAAGCCAUGCUCAUUGGAAACCCAAUAACUUCACCAACUGCUGUAUGAAAUGCUUCCAGACAUUCGGGAGCUUUUUCAAUAUGAAGCGUCGUCACCACUGCCGGUUCUGUGGGUUUUUGGUGUGCUCCAAGUGCUUAUUUGAAAGCAGUCUUGAUGACGAAAAGUAUUCGGCCACCACCAGAGGUGCUGCCUCCAGUACAACCACGGGUCUUAUGUCGAUCUACUUGGAUGCCGAAGCCCGGUUUGUGGUGCCCAUCUAUAAGAACAUGAAUGCUGCAAAUGUUGAUGUUCUGGCAUUAACCAGAGUGUUUAAAAUGAGCAAGGUGUGUAAGUCGUGUGGCGACUACUACUUGAACGUGUUGUUCCACUUGAACAACUGGAAUUCCAAUGCUGCUAGCCCCUUUAGUACGGUGUUACCGUUUGUGAUUGUCAAUAAUCCCUUUAUGCAAAAGAACUUCAGCAAAAACGCCAUUAAUGAAAAACGAAAUUCGGUCUCUAAAAGUACCGAUUGGAACUGGAGUUCUUUUUGAGCUCUAGUUCCUCCCUGUGAGACACUUUACUUCUUGAUGUAUUAAUUUUCAGAUAUAAUUUAUUCUAAUAGCUAAUUUUCACCAUUCCCUACGCCCAAUGACAAUAGAUUCUGGAUCACAGAUUCAACGGCUGAUUUUUCACUUGAAUUCCGUACUAGGAAUUACCCUCCGGCAGGCGUGUUAAUUGCCUGUUUGAGAACCUCCACCACUAGCCAACACGGGGUACAUCCCGCAUUUUCCCUUGUAAUCCCUUAUUGUUCAAUCUUAUCAAGUGACGUUGCUCCCGCUAAUUUCCCUUUUGGGACGUCGCGCAGAGGUUGCAACUUUUUAUCUUAUCGGUAGGCUGCAACAAUAGAAUAUAAAAGAACCCGGAUCUUGUUUGUUUUCCCAUCAGAAAACUAUGCUUACUGACUCAGAUAUAGUUCCGGGAACCGUGCACUUAGUUGACAUUGAAGGUACCCUCCACGUAAAGAAAGAUGAACAUGGAAACGACAAGGUCAUCUUGAGGCCACCACCUUCCAAGAAUAUUAAUGACCCAUUGAGAUGGAGUAGAAUGAAGAAGUUCAAACAGUUCUUCAUGUUAUUCUGGUUGGCAGUAUUUUUGGCUUUGGCGGUGGCAUGGUCAUCGCCAAUUUGGUUGAUUUGGACAGUAGACUUGAAUUGUACCAUCCAAGAUUUGAACAACGCCAUGGCGUUAACCUUCCUCUUUUUAGGACUUGGAUGCUUGUUUUUACAACCCACCGCCAUGAAGUUGGGAAGAAGAUUCGUAUAUCUUAUGUGUUGUGUGUUGAUG